Molecule: messenger RNA, 3051 nt
Organism: Exophiala aquamarina CBS 119918
Lineage: Eukaryota; Fungi; Ascomycota; Eurotiomycetes; Chaetothyriales; Herpotrichiellaceae
Exons: 1
Coding region: 1-3051 (1016 amino acids)
Biological process (GO): regulation of DNA-templated transcription; DNA-templated transcription
Molecular function (GO): DNA-binding transcription factor activity, RNA polymerase II-specific; zinc ion binding; DNA binding
Source: RefSeq, a predicted model, not a curated record
AUGGCGACACAAGACCCACAGCUGCAAGCGAACAUGCUGCCUCCCGCUCAAGCAUCAGCCUCGUCGGGCAAGCCUCAGAAGCCUAGGCAUCGUGCUUCUGUGGCAUGUGCAUCGUGCCGUGAUCGGAGGACUAGGUGUGUGAUUUUGGCAGGACAGAACCAGUGCACUCAGUGCAAGAGCAAUGGCCACGAAUGCGUCAUCAAGUACGACGAUGAACGUCGGAAACCAAAUUCGAAAUCCUACAUCAGUUCUCUGACAGACAGGAUCACGCACUUGGAGAGUCUUCUCCGUGAGAAGGACCAUGGAGAAGAACAGUCGCAGCCACUUCAAGAAGGUGACCAGCAAUAUAGCAACAGCGAUGUUGGAAUCAGCGCCACACCAACCCGACAAACGACACUGGAGCCUGCACGUUCUCUCCAGCCUGAAUCUUCCAUCAUUCACAGACCCGGUAUUCCUCAUCCGGACUCGGAAAUCGAUGCUGUCUCUCCGCAAAGCUCGAGUUCGCUCGGGAGUUCCAGCAUGGUCAGCAAAUUAUUGUCGACUACUGGACAUCUAAGCUUCGAUCAGCUCAGCGGGCGCCUUCGCUAUUUCGGUCCUGUUGCCAACUGCCACAUCCAUUCCGAGCUCAAAGCUCAGAGCGAGGAUGCCAACCGUCAAGCGUUGGAGCAACAGCGGCGAGCAGAGAAAGCUAUCCGUUCCAUCUCUUUCGAUACUCAUGAUUACCUGAUGAGUCUUUUCUGGGAUCACUACAACUCUGUCCUUCAUGUUAUCCAUCAAGCCGCCUUCGAAGAAGAGAUGGAAAGCGGUGCCAGACGUUUUUAUUCUGGCUUCCUACAUGUUUGCGUCCUUGCCAUGGGUUAUCGGUUUGCGGACAAAAAGAGACCCGACAUGAUACGAAUAUCUUUGCCGGACAAGGAGAAUACCCUGCAUAGGGAAGCCAAGUAUAUGCUUGAGUAUGAGAUAGAACAGCCUGGUGGUAUUCCUAGCAUUGUUGCUCUACUACUACUGGGAGACUUGGAAGCAGGCGUCGGCAGAGAUAAUCUUGGAUGGCUGUAUGCAGGCAUGGCUAACAGAUUAUGUUUCGAGAUCGGCCUUCACCUCGACACAACAAAUACAGGCGCUAGUCAAAGAGAGAUCGAGAUUGGGCGCAUGACUCUCUGGGCAUGUAUUGUCUAUGACAAAUACUGGGCACUAUUCCUCGGCCGUCCAACUAUGAUGAAGCCUGCGGAUCUGGAGGUCUACAAGCUCAGUGUAGAGUUUGAGCGACUUGGAACUAACCUCCCUGCCGGGCCAUCGAAGAGUCGAGAGACACAGAUAUACGAAGCGUUACUGGACCUAAUGGAACUCGCUGGCAAAAUCACAGAGAUCAUGGACCAGGCUUCGAAACUCAACACCAAUAUCGACCAUCAUGUCUACUUUCGCAUGUCGGCGUUGCAUCGCGAACUAGAAUCUUGGUACUCUCGUCUCCCAAAGACUCUCCAAUGGAGUGCCGAUAACAUCGCAACCUCUCCUUUCUCCUUUUUCUUGUUGCACCAGCAGUAUAGUGCCACUAUGAUACUUCUACACCGGCCAUUUGCUCGUUACGAUGACCCAAACGCUGCACAGUCUGGCUCGGGUGAAAGCAGCGAGGACGACUCCGACACAGGCAAGAUAGUCAAUCCUACCCAUCAUUUUUCAGCCCUCUCGCGCACAGUUUGCACACAGCAUGCUGUUCGAAUUGCGAGGAUCUUUUGGCAGCAUCGACAAAGAUUUGAUACCAAGCAAAUCUUCGUCACAGGCCUUCAACACGCUGGGACCGCAGCUACCGCACUCGUUGCCGCCCUUGCUUUCAUGAAAGACCGGUCCACAAGAAACAAUAAUAUGCAAUAUCUUGAGUGUCUGGCAGCAGCCUUGCAGGACAUGUCGCAGACAUAUGUGCCAGCAGAAAAGAUGUCUAAUGUUCUCGAAGCGGUUAACAUUGAGCUUCGAGAUGCGGUACCUGAACGACGUACGGUCCCAGCUCGGAGACGCAGCUCACAUCACGAUAUUCAGGAGCAAGGCUCAUUCAAACGACACUUGUCUUUCCAUCGAAAUCCGCCGCCACAGGUACUCGAGAACGGUGUCCCUCAGCCCAAGCACCACGAACAGGCCUUCAGCCAGCUCAGCGCAAGCCAUCCGCGGUUCAAUGACAUAAAUGAGAUAACCGAUCAAUAUGGUACCGACCAGUAUCAGGAUACAAGCCAAAUGUUCUCGGGUGAUGCUGGGAGAAUGAACGGCCAGCAUAAACCCCCCCCCUACGUGAACGAUUGGCCAACCCUCUCCCAGGACCUUUCUACCUUCGACCACCCCAUGCUUCACCAAGAUCGUUCCUCCUCAACAUCUUCCAACAUAUACCCAGACCAAGUAUCUCAACCCCAGCCCUCCGCUUUCAGCUUGUCCACCAGCAACACAACCUCCUCGUCCAACUUCACCCAAUACCGCUCUUCCAACGCCAAUACGUGGAUGGGCGCAGACACCCCACGCCACGGUUUCUCUCCUUCCCCAGUUGGCAUGCAAACACCUCCCUCCUUCCAAGGUCUGAGUCGACCAGCACAUACCCAAAGACAGCAGAACUCCCACCGCGCCGCUCUCCAUGAAAUCCAAGAUCUUACGUCGACGGACUUCGUCGGCAUCCUCAACGCAGACGAUAAACUCGACUUUGGCAAUCUCGGUAUGCCGAGUGGCAUGAACAUGAGUAAUUUUGGCGUGAACGUGACCGUCAAUCCCAAUUCCAUGGCCAUGCACAGUCACAGUCACGGUGAUAGCGGAGGGAUCAUGAGGGACUUGGAUGGUUACCCGCCUCUACCGACGCCGAAGAGCAGCAAUUCUGGUGACGGGCCAGGGUCGGGAGGAAGUGUGAGGAGUGGUGAGAGUGGAAGUGGGAUUUCCACCGUUGGAAGUGGAGGCGCAGGAAGAGCGCAGAGGGCUGGACAGUCUGCGCAAGGCCAGAAUGGUAGCAUGAAUGAUCCAACAUUUUCGAAGACGGUGGCUGGACUCGCUGAUAUGCUUCGGAGGAGGGCUUGUGAUAGCUGA